GCGCGUGCCAUAUCCGGGUUGGUAGUUUCUGUCAUGGCCGACGACGGGCGGCGGGGGGGGAAGUACAGGUCUGGAUACCGCUGAGGGAAGCGAGGAAGGACGCGGUGGAGGGGCCGGCCGGGCGUGAGCGGAGGAAAAUGAGUUGGUUCAACGCCUCGCAGCUCUCGACCUUCGCCAAGCAGGCUCUGUCGCAGGCGCAGAAGUCCAUCGACCGAGUGCUGGAUAUCCAAGGCGAGGAGGAGGAAGAGGAGGAGGGCGAGGGGGGCCCUGCCAGAACUGCCCUGUCCCGUGUCGGAGAGGCAGGAAAAAGUUCUCUGGCAAGUGGAAGAUGGGAUACUUCUACUUGGGGGGCCAAUACAAAUGUAGAAACUCAAAGUCAGCCAAUAUCAUCUCCUGCAGCCAUUACCAAACCAGUUCAGAGAACUGUGGUAGAUGAAUCAGAAACUUUCUUUAGUGCCUUUCUCCCACCAACAGGUGUCCAGAGCAUACAGCAAAGCCCAGUGGUAUCUAAGCCACCUGCCAAAUCGCAGCAUCCCAAAGAAGAAAUAAAAAGCACACUGGAGGAACCUCGGCAUGCUGACCUGCCAGAAACAGAAACAAAAGACUUUUCUAUAGAAUUGAAAAGCUUUAAUAAUGGUCAGGAAAACUUAGAAGAAAAUAAUUCAGUACUUAAUAUCAGCAUCAAGUAUGAUGGAAACAAUAGUAAAAACACUAAUCAAGAAGCAUCUUCUCAGAAUCUCACAGUAGCAGAAUCCCCUUCUGUUGUGAAGUCAGAUUCAAGGAAUGAUAAAUCUGGGCAUGUGAAUGAUAUCUCUACACAAGCUCUGCCAGCAGAGAUAAAAAAUUUGGGUUUGGAUACUAAAGAGCGAAAAAGUGAGGACAGACAAAGCAAUACCCCUUCACCUCCAAUUAGCACUUUCUCCUCAGGGACAUCUACAACUAGUGAUAUUGAAGUUUUGGAUCAUGAAAGUGUUAUAAGUGAGAGCUCAGUUAGUUCAAGGCAAGAGGCAUCCGAUUCAAAAGCCAGUCUCCAUCUGAUGCAAACUUCCUUUCAGCUUCUGACAGCAUCUGGUUGUACAGAAUAUAAUCGUUUAGAAGACUUUCACAAAUUGACAGAGAGUUGCUGUUCCUCUGAUGCUUUUGAAAGAAUAGACUCCUUUAGUGUACAGUCUUUAGAUAGUCGUAGCAUAAGUGAAAUAAACUCAGAUGAUGAAUUGUCAGGUAGGGGGUGUGCAUCAACUUCCAUUGCUAUCAACUCUCCAACUUUAAAAAGUGAUGAGACUGAACCUAUAAAAAGUAUGUCUGAUGAAAUCCUAAAUGAAAAUCUUGUACUACCCAUGGAAGAACUGGAAAUGGAAGAGAGUGGGCGAAGUGCAACCCCUGUUAAUUCUGAACAGCCUGAUAUCUUGGCUGUUUCAGUGCAGACUGAUGAAGAGCAGAGCCUAAAGGAAGGGAAAGUGGUACUUCAGCUCUCAAAUGAGAAAUUAUCCACUGUACAAUGUGAAAAACAAGAGCUUUGCAAGAUUAUUGAUUCACUGACGGAAAAACUAGAGGUGAGGGAAGCACGCCUACUAAAUGUUAGUAAAGAAAAAGCACACUUAGAAGAAACCUGUGAUAACCUUAAAGAUGAAAUCUUCAAAAUGAAAGAAGAGAAUAGUAGCAUUACAUCUCUGAAGGAAGAAUUUGCUCAACGAAUAGCAGAUGCAGAAAAAAAAGUUCAGUUAGCAUGCAAAGAAAGAGAUACAGCUAAAAAGGAAAUAAAGCUUCUCAAAGAAGAUCUAGCAACUAGGUUGAACAGCAAUGAAACAGCAGAAUUACUAAAGGAGAAAGAUGAACAAAUUAAAGGAUUACUGGAGGAGGGAGAAAAGCUUUCAAAACAGCAGUUACAAAAUUCUAACAUCAUUAAGAAAUUAAGAGCCAAGGAGAAGGAAAGAGAAAAUACUAAUACAAAGCAGAGUAAGAAAAUUAAGGAAUUUGAAGAAGAGUUGCAGCAUCUGAAACAGGUAUUGGAUGGCAAAGAAGAAAUCGAAAAACAACAUAGAGAGAACAUUAAGCAGCUAAAUAGCGUUGUUGAAUGCCAAGUGAAGGACCUUACACAACUUCAGGUGGACCUUGAAGAUCUUGAAGAAAGAAACAGAAGUUUGCAGGCAGCUCUUGAUAAUGCAUACAAAGAACUUGCAGAUCUUCACAAAGCUAAUGCUGCAAAAGACUGUGAAGCACAAGAAGCAGCAUUAAGUCAUGAAAUGAAAGUUAAGGAGGAACUGGGUUUAAUUCUGGAAAAGGCCCAGGAGGAGGCUCAUCAACAACAAGAAGCUUUAGCAAUUCAGGUGGCAGACCUGAGAAUUGCACUACAACGUGCAGAACAACAAGCAGCUAGAAAGGAGGAUUAUUUACGCCAGGAAAUUAGUGAUCUUCAGCAAAGACUUCAAGAAGGUGAGACUCGCAACCAAGAACUCAGUCAAAGUGUUACAUCCGCUACUAGACCUUUGCUCCGGCAGAUAGAAAACUUGCAAGCUACCCUGGGAGCACAGACCUUGUCAUGGGAAAAACUGGAGAAAAAUCUUUCUGAAAGGCUUGGAGAAUCUCAAGCUGCCUUGGCAGCACAGACUGAAAGAGAACGUGCUGCUACAGAAGAACUUCUUUCCAACAAAAUCCAACUUUCUUCCAUUGAAUCACAAAAUAGUCUCCUGAGGCAAGAAAACAGUCGCCUUCAAGCUCAACUUGAAGCAGAAAAAUCCAGGCUUAAGAAACUAGAAAAUGAAAACAAUCGAUAUGAAGUUGAGCUAGAAAAUCUUAAAGAAGAAUAUGUAAAAGUUGUUGAAGGGGCAAAGAAAGAAAAGAUGUUGUUAUCUACUCAGUUAGAAAUGGAAAAAAUGAAAGUUGAACAAGAAAAAAAGAAAGCAAUAUUUGUCCAAGAAUCUGCAAGAGAAAAGGAGCGUAAAUUAUACAUUUCAUCAACUGUGGAAACUGUGUCAAGCACCCCUACUCUCUCACGCUCAAGCUCCAUAAGUGGAGUGGAUAUGGCAGGUCUCCAAACAUCUUUCAUAUGUCAGGAUGACCCAUAUGAUAAUUCCUUUGGUUCAGUGUCUACGAGUGGGACCAAUCUGUAUGACGUAAUGAGAAUGGGAGCAGGUUCAAGUAUUAUAGAAAAUCUCCAAUCGCAAUUAAAAUUACGGGAUGGAGAGAUUUCUCAUCUCCAGUUGGAAAUUGGAAACCUUGAAAGAACUCGAUCAGUAAUGGCUGAAGAGCUGGUGAAAUUAACAAAUCAAAAUGAUGAUUUAGAAGAAAAAGUUAAGGAGAUUCCCAAGUUACGUGCACAAUUAAGGGAUUUGGAUCAGAGAUACAAUACAAUUCUGCAGAUGUAUGGAGAGAAAGCAGAAGAAGCAGAAGAAUUAAGGUUGGAUCUUGAAGAUGUAAAAAAUAUGUAUAAGACUCAGAUCGAUGAACUUCUGAAGCAAAGGCAUAGCUAAUUAUUGUUCAGGUUUUGAUCUGAAAACAAUGUUGCAUUAAACUGUAGAGAUGUUUCUGUAAAUGCAGUGAAUUUGUAAAAAAAUUGUAUUAUAAAGUAAUUAUAAUGUUGAGUUCAUACGUUGGCAGGAAUCAUUGUGCUUUUAUGAUGACUGGCUGUCAGCAAUUAAAUUAUUUGUUAAUAUUUAAAAUCUUUUAUCUUCAGCUUAACAUCAGUUUACUCUCUUGUCUCUAAUAGAUUUACUUGUACAGUAAUGACUUUAAUAGUGGAAACAUAUGAUUGAAACCCUCACAUUGAUUGUGUUGUGCUGUGUCCCUAUGCCAGCAGAAUGGAUACUGCUGGCAUUUGGGAUUCUUUCACCUCUGCAGUACUUGCAUUGAUUCCAGAUCUGCUCCCAAGAGCUUGGGAAUCUCUGGAGAAAAUACAAAAAUUGCAGAAGUGGAAGGCAAGGGAAAGUUCUAUUGUGCAAAAGAAACCUAUUCAUAUGACAUUGAUUUUCAAAGAUGUAUCUGAAAAUUUGCACUGACAUGAAUUAAAAUCCUAAUGGUUAUCUGUUCCUAUCUAAAUGAAUAUUUAAAGGAAAAUAUUGUGUUUUUUUAACUAUAUUAAUAGGAAUGGCUUGAUUUGCUAUAGGCAAUAAAAAAGGUGGGAUAUCUGUAUACUGUUGGUGUCCUACUCAUAUGAUAUAGUAUUCUGUCUCUACAAAGCGAGCAACACAGAGCAACAAUGCUUACAUUUUAAAAGCAACCAGACACCUUCCACUUGAUACAGUUUGGUGUAUUUUUAAAUGUUUUAACUAUACUUUUUCAGCAUAAUGUAGAGAGAUGGAUUACCUAACAUUUAUUGGUUUAAAGAAUUGUGAAAGGCAGUGCAGGGGCAAGUUUGUUACAAAGUUCACACUCAGAUAGUUCUUUUUUUGUCAUGGCCUAAUUCAAUUUGUGUUAAUGCAUUAAUACUUCAAAAGUGAGUAAAUUUGUUCCAGAUGUUUCAAAUGAGAUCCAGUGGUUUGAAAACUACUCUUUAAGAAAAUAUUUGUCAGAAUAUAAAUAAUAGUACUGUAUCUGAAAUUGUCUUUCUAGCUUCUUAAUUUAAGUGAGGCAGAAGAAUCACCAGUAUAUCACUAAUAUUCAUAAGGUGUUCAGAAUAUUACUCUAUUGUCAUCUUAUUGUGGUUUGUUGUUUUUACAUGAUUAUAAGGAAUUUUUCUAUAAAAUUAAUUUUAUCCUAUUGAGAUAUUUGACUUGAUAAAUCUUUUAAGGUUUUUAAAAAAUGUUCCUAAAAAGUAAAAAACUAUUUGAUAGGUUUAACAAAAUUUUACUUGCAGGCAAAUAUACAGAUAAAAAUCACUCUCUUAUAAUAUGGAUAGGUAACUUACUUCCUAGCCAGUUAAUAGCGAAUUAUCUUAUCCUAGUAAGAUUUGCUUUCCUUGGGCUAACUCUCCACAACACUUUCACUUAGCUUAAACAACCUGGUAACUAACUUAUAUCAAUAAUUGUCAUACUCAGAAGAAGUACAUGAUAAUACCCUUCUGCGACUAUACUGUUUCUGAAUAGUAGAAGAAAGUGUCAUAUUAUGGAGUCCUGCUGUACUCUGAGGAAAAUCAGUGUGAUGCUGUAUGCAGAAAGCCUGUAGCAUAGAUAUUGAGGAUUCUCAUUUCUGUGUUUUGGGUUUCUAAAUUUAGGAAUCAUUUAGUUAAGCAAUCACCCAUCUAUAUUUUGAAGUGCUUCAUUUUCAGGAAGUAAACUGAAUUACUCAAGAAAAUAACAAAUGCUUAUAUUUUAUAAUAUACAGGCAUUUUCCUGACUAUAUUAAACUGCAAUGUACUCUAAUGAGAAAAUCUACUGACUCAAAAAUGACUUGUUAGCAAUUCAGUAAUUCUGAAAUAAAAGUGGGCAAUGGUUGCUGAUGAUAUAAUUUACCUUUAUAAUAUGUGACUAAUCUCCAAGAUGGUGCAUUCAUAAAUACAGAAUAACAUGCAUAUUGGAGUAUAGCUAAAGAUUCAAUGUAUGACUUAAUUUUAAUUCUACAUUUUAUUUUAAUUACAUUAAUUUAGAGAAAAUAUUCUUCAGUUUUGAGAAGAGGAACACAAUCUGCUGUUAGGAUAUCUGUGUUUGCCUUAAGAACAAAAUCCUUGAAGUGUUUUUAACCUAACCCUUGAAUAAUUUGUCCUUUUAGAUCAUUAUGAUCACAUGUGGCCUAUUCAUAACCAUUGGUUAAACUUAGACCUAAAAUGCAGGCAAUCUGCAAUAAAGUUUUGGCUGUUUGAUAUCCUAUUUCCUUUGCAUUCCUUCAUCAAUUUACUAAAUUCAGUCAAGAAAUGUCAUGUCUAUGAAAUUUAAUCUGUCUUUACUUUUAAAAUAAUUAAAAUUAAAAAAAAUUAUUUCAGGACUGUUUAGCUUUUAUUCUGCAAACAGUUUGAACACUUUCAUGUAUUCUUCCCCCAUGAAUCUGUUCUGAAGUUUUUGCAUGUCAGUAGAUACAUGAUUGUUUUGAUAUGUGCAAGGGCAUGAGUAUGUUAACUUUAUAAUCCGGGGAGUGAUCAUCUUUAUAAUAUUAACAUAAAAAAUGAUUGCAAGAAGCAAGGAUUCCUAACUGAAUGCAAAUACUAUUGCUUUUAUUCUUUUUUUCUUUUAGAAAUGAACAGGUAUACAUCUGAUUGAGAGGGACAGAAAUUAAGAUUUGAAAAACAAAGCUAUUACUAAGAAAUAUAUAGCUUGGGGUAUGUAAUAAAAUACUUCUGAAAUAGGCAUUUGGGCUUCUCAGUACAUUUGAGUGGGACAAAUAAUCAGGCCAGGUCCUACUUCAUAUCUAGUAGGAAUAUUAUUUGAUCUUUAAUUAAUAAUCUAAUUAAUUACAGCAGUAUAUUUUUAGUUGUUUAAAUCUUCAUUGUGGCUGUGGUAACAUGGUUUGCCUUUUAGCUGUCUAAGAAAAUCUAACAUUUUAUAAUGUAUUCUAAACUAGUUUAAAUAAGGUGCUUACAUUAAUAUGAUACAGUAAACACUGUUAAUGUUAUGCAAAUAAUAGUUUAAAUCUU
Messenger RNA from Python bivittatus (Burmese python), 6502 nucleotides. The record is from RefSeq and is a predicted model, not a curated record. NCBI's taxonomy places the organism in Eukaryota, Metazoa, Chordata, Lepidosauria, Squamata, Pythonidae.